This is a messenger RNA of Acipenser ruthenus (sterlet), 944 nucleotides long. RefSeq lists its product as uncharacterized. Bases 103 to 513 code for a protein of 136 amino acids. The transcript is spliced from 3 exons. Lineage: Eukaryota; Metazoa; Chordata; Actinopteri; Acipenseriformes; Acipenseridae. The record is from RefSeq and is a predicted model, not a curated record.
UCUAGUGUUUGGCGGGGGGUGCAUGCGUGUUACUGACAUACUUGUGGUUUUUGUCAAGCCUCAUAAAAAUGUUUACAACCUGUGUUUCUACUUCAGCCAGAUAUGAAGGAGUGUCGGCCUCCAGUGGACGGGUCUCAGCUCAUAACACAGAGCAAUGUGGAGAUUGGGAAACCCAAACUGAACCCUUGUUUCUACAGCACCAGCACUGCGUCUCACUACCGGCCAGCGACUGUCCCCGUGACCAGGGCACGCACACAGGUCAGCAUGGUGCAGCUAGGGGGCCACGAUAGAAAAGAGUGGCAGACAACAAUGCAGAGUGAUUACCAAGUACCAGUGCAAGACAAGCAGCGUCUCUGUGCAUCUCACCUGCAGCAGCUGAAGUAUAGCCAUAUCACUGCUCCCUCAAGCCAACAGUACCACUUCACUACCCUGCAGAGAGACUCCUACUGCCCCAAAGCCAUCCCUCCCACUGCAGAGCAUGGGAAUCUGUUCCAGAGCAACCUGCCACUCUGAGCACGCCUCAUAACGAAGUGCAGUACCAGCAGGAGACGCCAGAGGGAGCUCAGGGAUUGCAAGCGGUCCACCCCUCUAUAAAAGUUUAUCACAGUAUAUUUGCUCUGUUAUUUUUGCAGCUAACCCUGCUUUGGUAUUUUAGUAUUUUAGGCAGUAAGAGAUGUAUUUGUAUGUGGAUUGUUGUGAUAAAUAUAUUGCUGAGAUACAUAUGAUUCAAAGUAUAGAUAAAGUAAUGUGUUUGCUAUAACUUCAACCCAGGACAGUAAUAGACUGGGUGGAGUCUUUUCUGGCAAUGAAGGGACAUGGACUCUCCCAUCCUGUCUGAGAUUGCAGGGCAGGUUUGCUUAGCUCAAAUGAGACUAGAUCUAUUUACUGAGCUGGCAAACACCUUCACAAGAGCUGCCAACCGAACAUUUACUGACUCCUUUAAC